This is a messenger RNA of Solea senegalensis (Senegalese sole), 2981 nucleotides long. RefSeq names its product grainyhead-like transcription factor 1 (gene grhl1). Gene Ontology annotation, biological process: regulation of transcription by RNA polymerase II. The coding region runs from base 181 to 2022 and encodes 613 amino acids. Gene Ontology annotation, molecular function: RNA polymerase II cis-regulatory region sequence-specific DNA binding; DNA-binding transcription activator activity, RNA polymerase II-specific. Lineage: Eukaryota; Metazoa; Chordata; Actinopteri; Pleuronectiformes; Soleidae. The record is from RefSeq and is a predicted model, not a curated record. Gene Ontology annotation, cellular component: nucleus. The transcript has 16 exons.
UUCUCCGCAUUGCGCCCAAAAAGCGAGAAAAGCCGACAAAACCCGUUUGUCUCCCAGUGAGGGACACGUUGUUUGUUGCCGCGGCCCUCACCCUGUGGUAGCGGAGGAGUUUUUCCACGGCAAAGAAGACGGAUCGGAUUUUCAGUACCAACUAGAAAGUCCAGUUCGACCGACCGAGAGAUGUCACAGGAGCAUGACAAUAAGCGUGCGGUCCUGGUUCUUCAGAACGAGCCGGGUUAUGGCGGGCAGCGUCGCUCCUACACCACGGAGGACGAAGCCUGGAAAUCGUUCCUGGAGAACCCACUGACGGCCGCCACCAAAGCCAUGAUGAGCAUCAACGGAGACGAGGACAGCGCCGCAGCCCUCGGCCUCCUCUACGACUAUUACAAGGUGCCCAGGGAAAAGAGAACAAUAGCACAGAACAAGCCAGACACACUGGUCUCAGAUGUGGAUCCCAACAAAAGGCACCACAUCCAGGCUGGACACUCCAUAGCCCCACUCCAGGAAGCUGGUAUGGAGAGCCGGAUCCAGGUUCUGAAGGGGCCCUUCAAUAUUCUCCAGCUGGCCCAGGACAAGAGGAACCAGUUCCCUUCACCAGACACGACAGUCACAGUUUCCAUUGCUGCAGUGCCAAACUACCCGCCCGUCAAGACGGAGGUGCCCACCCACGGCUUCUCUGUGACCGUGCCAAACAACUGCGCCGAAAACGACGGCCACGUGAGCGUCUUCGACCGCCAGCUCACCCACAACGGGGUCCAGUUCAGCCCCAGCACUCACUCCCGCACUCCGCCCGACUCCACCUUCUCCGAGAGUUUCAAGGACGGUUCCCAGGAGGUGUUCUCUUUCCCAGGAGAUCUCCAGUUACGCAUGACGCCCGACGACUACGCUCACUUUAACACCGUGCCGGGGAAUAACUUUGAGUACACUCUGGAGGCGUCCAAGUCGCUGCGUCAGAAGACGGGUGACGGGACGAUGACGUAUCUCAACAAAGGCCAGUUUUACCCCAUCACGCUCCGGGAGAUCGACACCAAAGGCCUGCAGCAGCCGAUCACCAAAGUCAGGAGCGUCGUGAUGGUGGUGUUUGGAGAGGAGAAGUGCAGAGAUGACCAGCUGAAACACUGGAAGUACUGGCACUCCAGGCAGCACACUGCCAAACAGAGGUGUCUCGACAUCGCUGAUUACAAGGAGAGCUUCAACACAAUCGGCAACAUCGAGGAGAUUUCCUACAACGCCAUCUCCUUCACCUGGGACACGAAUGAAGAAGCCAAAAUCUUCAUCUCCGUCAACUGUCUGAGCACGGACUUCUCGUCUCAGAAGGGGGUGAAGGGUCUCCCGCUCAACCUGCAGAUCGACACCUACAGCUACAACAACCGCAGCAACAAGCCCAUCCACCGCGCCUACUGCCAGAUCAAAGUCUUCUGCGACAAGGGAGCCGAGAGGAAGAUCCGGGACGAGGAGAGGAAGCAGUCCCGCCGGAAAGGGAAGGUGUCUGAACUCAACCCCGGCAUGGCCUUUGUGGACGUCAAAGUUCCCAUCCUCCAGAAACGCAACGACGUGACCAUCUUCAAGAUGAUGACCGACCUCGAGACUCAGCCGGUGCUUUUCAUUCCCGACAUUCACUUCUCCACCUUGCAGCGCCAUCCUUUCGCAGCAGAAGACGGAGAGGACAGCUCUGGGAUGAAGAGGUUACCCUUCAGUGAGGAAGAGUUCUCUUCGCCUCCAAACAAGAUGGCAAGACUGGAGGAGCCCAAAAAAGUGCUGCUGUAUGUGCGCAAGGAGACAGAGGAAGUGUUUGACGCCCUCAUGCUGAAGAAUCCCACGCUGAAAGGCCUGAUGGAAGCUAUUUCAGAGAAAUACGAGUUACCUUUGGAGAAAGUUGGAAAAGUGUACAAGAAGUGCAAGAAAGGUAUUCUGGUCCACAUGGACGACAACAUCAUCAAACACUACUCCAACGAAGACACCUUCCAGAUCACCAUGGAGGAGUUGGGCGGCAUGUACAAACUCACGCUCACUGAAAUCUGAUCGUCGUGUGGAGGACAACAUUUGGAUCCAUCAGGAAAAGUGGUUUACACGUGUAAAUAUGUAGUGAUUAUGGACUCGAUCUAUAAUUGAAAAUGUCAAAGAGGCCCAAAAGAGGAAUUCAAAAAAGCCAUAGCUCUUAACAGACAACGGUGUCGAUUCGAGAGUAUAAAUUAUAUGUUUUGCUUAAUUUCAGUACUUUUUUAUGCUCAGUGAGAUAUGAGUUACUCCUCAAAUAUCAGUGCCUCAUUCUUCCUUUAUUUUUUUUGUGCCGGAAAAAUAUCGUGGCGCUGCUAUACCUCAUGCAAUGCAAGCAGCGUUUGUUUCUCGAUACAGUUAGAAUUUUUUACCCCCCGAGAAACAUCUCACACGUCGUCGUCGACGUCGUCGUCCCCUAUUUGAAAGUUUGGUAUUUUUUACGCACAAAUUGAAGUCAGGAAACAGUAAAGAGGGAGCCACAGAGGUUCAGUGUAUUAAUGCUAAAACAACACGGCAGUAUUUAGUGUCUUUAUUAUAGUACAAUUUGGCUAGAGUAGUGUAAAUGCAUUCUGUUUGUAAAUGAAAUGGCUUAAGAAAUGUUUUCCUCAGAUAGAUCAAUUUAAGUUACAGCCUCUUUGUAAGUAUUAAACAGUCACUUAAUAGACUGAUAAUUAUAAAACACAGCUAACUUCCCCCCGUAGAGUAGUUUUAUCAUGAAACAGGUCAAUGAGACAGUUUAAACAAGUCUGUUCUGGAAGUGCAAUACGGUAUUUAGGUCACACGGUAACGAAAGAAAUCCCUCUAUUGCCAAAAAAAAAAAAAAAUCACUAUACAACACAUAUUAACUGAUAAAAAAAAAGAUUUUUUUUAAAAAUGGAAAUAUUGUUGUAUAUAAACUCUAUACGAUCUGUCUUUUUAUAUCUCAGUACUUAUUGUGUAUAUAUUUAUUAAGAGGAUGUGGGUCAUUGUUUUUUUUUGCAAAA